Messenger RNA from Racocetra persica, 890 nucleotides. The record is from the annotation of a GenBank genome assembly. NCBI's taxonomy places the organism in Eukaryota, Fungi, Glomeromycota, Glomeromycetes, Diversisporales, Gigasporaceae.
AUCUUGAUCCAGUCUUUGUCAAAAGAAAGCCGACACCACGUAUAAUGCCAAGGAGUGCGGUGGUAGAAGCUGUUGCGUUAAUUGGUGCUGUGAUUAUGCCACAUAAUUUAUACUUACAUUCUGCUCUGGUGAUGACGCGUAAAGUGAACCGUAAUUCGAAAGCAAAAAUUAAAGAAGCUAAUUUUUACUUUGGAAUCGAAAGUGCUUUGGCAUUAUUUUGUUCCUAUCUCAUAAAUAUGGCCAUUGUCGUCGUGUUCGCUAGUGUAUUUUAUUCUCACCAUAACGUAAAACCUUUACCGGGUUUGUAUGAUGCGGCUGAUGUUUUAACACGGACGCUAGGUAGCGGUGCGAGAUAUUUAUGGGCCGUGGGAUUACUUGCCGCGGGCCAAAGCUCCACCAUGACAGGAACCCUCGCUGGGCAAUAUGUUGUGGAAGGAUUUUUUGGUAAAAUAUUAUCAAAUCCAUGGAAACGUGUCGCAGUCACCCGAGGAAUCGCGAUAAUUCCCUCCAUGUUAGUGGCUGUAUUUGCGGUUAAUCAUUUCGAUACAAUGGGUGAACUUCUCAAUGUCUUACAAAGCCUAUGUUUACCCGCUACAUUAAUUCCAAUUCUUAAGCUUACUAGUUCCAAAAACGUUAUGGGAACUUUUCAUAUACAUCAUACAUUUAAAUACCUUACAUGGAUUCUUGCUUUUCUUCUCAUAUGUUUUAAUCUUUUUAUGUUCAUAACACAUUUGGAAGAAUUACCUAAUGUGUAUAUUGGCUACACAUGUGGAAUAAUAUACUUUGCAUUUAUAUUAUAUCUUAUUUUAUUGCCGAUUGGAGAAAAGAAAGCCGCUGAUAUCGACGAUGCCAAUGAAUAUCAAGUAAUAAGCAACAUAGGUGAUUCGUAA